AUGGAUAUAAAAAUCUUGCUGGACAAUCUUCAUGAUAAACUAUCCUGUUCCGUGUGUAGAUGUACAUUCACUGAUCCAAAGCAGUUGCCUUGUUUGCACAGUUUCUGUCUUCAAUGUCUGAACGGAAUUCAACGAACGAGCGGCGUCCAUGGCAAAAUAACAUGCCCCGAUUGUACAAAACAGUUUCAAAUACCUGGAAGUGGAACUCCCAAUGAACUUCCAACCAGUUUUCGUAUCAACAGUUUGCUAGAUGUCUUGGCAAUUAAAGAGUCCAGUACAGCUAACGUGAAAUGCGGAAACUGCGACAAGCGGAGCGCCCAGACCUUAUAUUGCUUCCAGUGUUGUUCUUUCUGGUGCGAGGAAUGUAUUUCAGCACAUAACGUGAUACGCACCAAUAAAGAACACAAAACGCUGCCGCUAAAAGAUUUUCAAGAUCAAGACUUCGAGGCCGUGUUAAAGCGACCAGCAUUUUGUCAGAAAGAACUUCAUGAAAAAGAGGAGCUGAAGUUCUUUUGUAAGAACUGUGAAGUGUCAAUUUGCAACACUUGUGCAAUGACACUUCAUGAGGGUCACGGCAAAAUGCUCUUGCAAGAAGCUGCAAAUGCCCGCAAGACAAGGAUACACUCCUUGAUUAAAUCUUUAAAAGAUAACUUGCUGGAAAAACAAAACGAGGUCGAACAGUUUAACCAAAACAGCAUGGAAGUUCAAGCGCAAGUAGCCGACGUAAAAAGCCAAGUGAAGACUAUUGCAGACCAAGUGAUUGCAAUCAUCGAAGCGAAGAAACAGCAUGUUUUUGAUGCUGUCGAUAAUCAAGGCAAAAAAUCACUUGAAACACUCUCACAGAAAAAAGGCGAAGUUGAAAAUCAUGUGAAAAUAACUGAAUCAGCAAUUGAAGAAACUGAAUCUCUGUUGAAACGAAACUUUAGUACUGAAAUCCUUGAAUUUAAUGAAACAUUUGAUACAAUCCUACAGGGAAAGGGCAUCCAAGAAAACCGUGACACUGAAUGUAUUCCUCUGUUCAGUUUCACUAAAAGUGAAAAACUUUUUAACGUUUUGAACAGUGAAGGUAUAGGUAAUGUAAAAACUGUAUUUAGCGACUCUAAAGCGCAACAGUCAGGGGUGAAACGCAGGACUAGCAGUGAAGCUAUUGGUGGGAAUAAAAGGGCAAACGUUCGUGACAGUGCUGUUGUGGCUCAUUUACAAACCAGGCGUUUCAGACCUGUGCUGUCAUUUGGACAAAAAGGUGAGUCUGUUGGAAUGCUUAACAGGCCAUGGGGGGUGGCAGUAAAUGAUCGUGAUGAAAUUGCUGUGACUGAGCUCUGUAACAACAGGGUUUCAGUGUUUAGUAGUGACGGUACCCACUUAAGAUCGUUUGGAAGGGAGGGAAAGAGUAAUGACGAGUUUGAGCAACCUUCAGGGAUUGCUUUUGAUAGUCAUGGUAAUAUUUUAGUCACAGACUGUAAAAACCACAGGGUGCAAGUCUUUGAUAGAAAUGGCCAAUUUCUUCGUAAGUUUGGCAAACAUGGAACUUUUGAUCACCAGCUUAGUUUUCCUGAUGGUUUAUCAAUAAACGGCAACGGUGAUAUUAUUGUUGCUGAUAAAGGUAACAAAUUAAUCAAGAUAUUCUCUUCCAGUGGAGAGUAUUUACGUAAAUUUGGUGGAGCAAGCCUGAUCGAACCCUACCACUGUAUCCAACACGGCCAAUAUCUUAUAGCCUCAGAUGCUGGUGACGACUCCAUUAAAAUGUUUGAUCUUAAGGGAAACUUUAUCUCUAAAUUUGGAAAACAAGGGGAAGAGGAUGGGGAGUUCCAUGGGCCCUAUUAUUUAUCAGUUAACAAACAAGGAUUGCUAAUGGUCUGUGAUUCAGGAAAUCACAGAGUUCAGGUAUUUGAACUGAGUGGAAAGUUUGUUACAAAAUUUGGAAGUGAAGAAAGCAGGAGAGGAGAGUUAUAUUGUCCAGCUUCUACAGCAAGUCUUAGUGAUGGAAGGAUAGUUGUGAGUGAUGAGCAUAACCAUCGAAUCCAGAUAUUUGACCAAAUAUGA
Porites evermanni is the source of this 2043-nucleotide messenger RNA. NCBI's taxonomy places the organism in Eukaryota, Metazoa, Cnidaria, Anthozoa, Scleractinia, Poritidae. The record is from the annotation of a GenBank genome assembly.